GCGCUCCGCAGAGCAGAGGGAGGCGGUGCGGGGUAGCUGUCGCCCCUCUCCCGCCGCCCCGGGAGGAAGUGACAUGGCAGCGCCGAUGGGGAGGGAAGGCGAGGGGCGCCCUUUUCUUCCUGGAGCCGCCCGGCGGGUGGAGCCUGGCGGCCCCGCCCGAGCCGGCCGCCUCCCGGCGCGUGCAAACUAGUGGCAGUUGGUGCGGCUCGGCCGCCGCCUUGUCGCUCCCGGUGCCUCAGCGCGGCGCGCAUGCCAAGGUCCCGCGGCGCCAGCACUUCAGAAAAUACCAUUACUGCAGAUGUUUUUAUACUUCUGGAAGGUCUGGAAGCAUUCUGCCUGCAGGAGCCUACACCUGCACUUGAAUCAUGUUGUCUUCUGGAUUUUGGGUCUGAAGGUACCCUCUUACUUUCUCAGCAAAUCAUGGACAUCGUUGGCUUUCUGAAGUCUCAAUUCAUUUGCCAUCUUCUGAUCUGCUACAUAUUUAUAGUGUCAGGACUGAUCAUUAACUUCAUUCAACUUUUUACACUUAUACUUUGGCCAAUCAACAAGCAACUAUUCAGGAGGAUCAACUGCAGGCUGUCUUACUGCAUUUCAAGCCAGAUGGUGAUGUUACUGGAAUGGUGGUCAGGCACCAAUUGCACUCUCUACACUGACCCACAAAGUUACUCCAAGUACGGGAAGGAGAAUGCCAUCGUAAUCCUUAAUCACAACUUUGAAAUCGACUUUCUCUGUGGUUGGAACUUUUGUGAAAGAUUUGGGGUCUUGGGGAGUGCCAAAGUGCUUGCAAAGAAGGAGCUCUCCUACAUGCCCAUCAUUGGCUGGAUGUGGUAUUUCCUAGAGAUAGUCUUCUGCAAGCGUAAGUGGGAGGAAGAUCGGAAAACAGUCGUACAGAAGUUGCUGAAUCUCCGGGACUACCCUGAAAACUUUUGGUUCCUAAUUCAUUGCGAGGGCACAAGGUUCACAGAACAGAAGCACCAGAUUAGCAUGCAGGUAGCUGAAGCCAAAGGCCUGCCCAAGCUCAAAUACCACCUGCUGCCACGAACAAAAGGAUUUGCAGUCACCGUGCAGUGUUUGAGAAAUGUAGUUUCUGCAGUGUAUGAUUCUACCCUCAAUUUUAGAAAUAAUGAGAAUCCAACAUUGCUGGGAGUUCUGAAUGGAAAGAAAUAUCAUGCAGAUUUAUAUGUAAGGCGGAUUCCACUAGAGGAAGUCCCAGAAGAUGAGCAGGAAUGUUCUAACUGGCUUCACAAGCUGUAUCAAGAAAAGGAUGCAUUCCAGGAAGAAUAUUACCGAACAGGAGCCUACCCAGAAGUCCCUAUAGUACCACCCCGACGACCAUGGACGCUUUUGAACUGGCUUUUCUGGGCCUUAUUGCUGUUAUAUCCCUUAUUCAAGCUGCUCAUCAACAUGAUCAGCAGUGGAUCAUCACUGACACUGGCUAGUUUUGCAUUUGUCAUUGUAAUGGCUUCUGUCGGUGUCAGAUGGAUGAUAGGCGUUACAGAAAUUAACAGGGGUUCCACCUAUGGCAACAAUGACAACAAGCAGAAAUGAAAGUAGUAUCUUCAGAGACUGCUUCAAUCCAAAGGGAACAAAUCCAACUUCUGAAAACUCUUAAGUGUGUAUCAUGGUCCUUCAAGUGAGAGCAGAGGAAGGGUAGGAUGAGCAAUUGCCAUGCAUAUCUGAAUUUGUGCUCCUGUUAUUUUUCUCUGGGGGUUUGGGCUGGAUGACACACUUGAAAGAUGCACUCCUUUGUCUACUUGCCACAGCAAGUUUGCAUUUGUUUGGCUGGUUUGUUUCCCUAUAAACUGUCUUAAGUUUUGAAGAAGAAAAAAAAGUAAUUCCAGUGUACUUGUAUGAUGAGAAAUUACCUGGAAACUAACCAGAGGUGCAGGCUUUAUCUUUCCUAACUUGCUCUAAGGAAUGGACAAAUGUCAGAAGAUUGUUACAAGAUGAUUAAAAUUGGUAGUUGUCUAGAUCACACGUUAACAGUUUAACAACCAUAUUCUGUCAGUGUUUAAAUACAGUAAGAGGCUCUGCUUGGUUAUACCAGCACUAAACUGAAGCAGCUCUACUGAACUGAGAGAAUUGCAAGUAGAGGUUUUUCUACAUCUAGAACUUACUCCCAUAGUGGGCACCACAUGGGGCCUUUGAAACCUCAGCCAGACCCCAGACAUCCCAACAUCGUAAUCCUGCAGUGGCAUAACCUGGAGUGGCAUUUAGCCUUGGGGCCAUUUGCAGAGCUAAGAGUUACCCACUGCCACAUCUUCCCCAGGCGAUAUAUCAGAGGGACAACUAAAACCUGUAAUUCUUUUGCGAGUAAAUAAAUGCCAUUUAUAGUUUGGAAAAACGGAGGUACUAAAAUUCUUUUUCAUCUUUAAACUGAUUAAAAUUCUAGGCCUUUCUAACAGUGGUGGAAACAGAACAACUGGGUAUGCUGUAACGAAGUAAUGCAAAGCACAUUAAAAGUUAUGCCCCACACCCCUACUACUGUUGUGAUCCCUAUUAAUCUGCUUGUCUGUCAUUUUCGGUUAGUUUAUACAGUGCCUCAUAACAGUCACCCUGAGGUAACAGCUAAAUUAUCUUUUGCCUUUUUUUUUUUGGGAGAAGAGGGGAAGUAUUAGACAGACCUAGGACAGUGACAGUGCUUGGGACUUUUUAUGGCUUUCUGGGCUUUGACACCCUUCUCAAUUAAAUAAAUCUAGAAUCAAGCACCUGUGUUGCUCUGACAUCCCAGGGCAGCCUUCUCCUGGUUCUGAACUUUAGGAGUUAAGGGUAUACAAGUUACUAAAAAGAACUCAUUUAAAAAAAAGAAAAAAGGAAAGAGCAGACUUCAGCUACUGGCAAUUAUGAUUUAAAAAACCCCAAAUCUCUGAAAUCUAAAGAUACAGAUGCUGAGCAGGGGCAAUUAGGAUUGGCACUUUCAAUGAUGGUACAUUUUCAUUGUGCAUAGGACUAAACUGUGAUAGACUAGGAGUGAACAGUCUGUGUGAGCCCAGAGAAGAAAGUCUUAGUUCUAGCAGCUGAUACUAAAAACAUUUCUGUUUCCCUACAGUAAAACAGAGGCCAGAAGAAAUGGGGGCUAAUACAACAGCAUAUGAAUCAUUCCAUGAAA
Pezoporus flaviventris is the source of this 3109-nucleotide messenger RNA. It is a transcript of the gene AGPAT4, whose product is annotated as 1-acylglycerol-3-phosphate O-acyltransferase 4. The record is from RefSeq and is a predicted model, not a curated record. The coding region runs from base 250 to 1548 and encodes 432 amino acids. Gene Ontology annotation, molecular function: 1-acylglycerol-3-phosphate O-acyltransferase activity. The transcript has 10 exons. Gene Ontology annotation, cellular component: mitochondrial outer membrane; endomembrane system. NCBI's taxonomy places the organism in Eukaryota, Metazoa, Chordata, Aves, Psittaciformes, Psittacidae.